AUGAGGAAUAAAAGAACUCACCGAGAAAGAAAACAGAAAUGUCUGCAUUAUCAUAAUGGGGGACUGGAAUGCAAUGUGGGAGAAAUACAAGUGAAGUUCAAAGAAGUCUGGAGAGGUAAAGCAAAAGAAAGAAUAAACAAAGAAAGACUCAAAGAGGUAGUCAAGGCAUCAAAUUUGGAAAACAAAUUUAUAGAAAAAUGGGAAAGAGGUAGUGUUGAUGAAAGUGUUAAUGACAAAUGGAUAACAGUGAGGGAAGGACUUAUGCACUCUGCCAAAGAAGUACUAGGAAUUAGAGUAUCCCAAUGUACCAGGAAAGAAUGGAUAACAGUAAACAUGUUGAAAAAGAUGGAAGAUCAGAGGAAGUGGAAAAAUGUAGAAACUGAAGAAGGCAAAAAGAGGUAUGGGAAACUGAAUAAUGUAUUAAGAAGAGAAACUGAAGAAGCAAGGGAAAAAUGGAUGAAACAGAAAUGCAACAAAAUGGAGAAAAUGGAGAACGAGGGAAGUAGUGAUAUAGUUGAUAAGCAUAAAAGAAAUAGGAAUAACAUGGAAAUAGAAGAGUGGAUGGUGAAUGAAAUACAAAGUGAAAUUAAGUUUGAAGAGGAGCAAGAUGUGCUGGAAGAUGGAAAGGAAUCCACCAUCUUGGAAGCAGAAGCAGAAAAAGCGCUGAAGGAGAUGAAGAAUACGAAGGAUAACCUGUUUAAGCAUGAUUAUGAAACAAGAAACAAAUAUCAGUGUAAGUUACCAACUCAUAGGCAAAAACUGCUGGAGAAGACACCUUACUAUAUGAGUGUCAGGCUGGGAAAUAAAGUCUAUGACAAAUUUACAAGCAUAAUGAACCAUAAGAAUUAG
Molecule: messenger RNA, 849 nt
Organism: Schistocerca gregaria
Lineage: Eukaryota; Metazoa; Arthropoda; Insecta; Orthoptera; Acrididae
Product: srfA-induced gene J protein-like
Exons: 4
Coding region: 1-849 (282 amino acids)
Source: RefSeq, a predicted model, not a curated record